AUGCUUUUCAACUCUUUAUCAGCGGAGGCAGCACUGCUUCUCGCCCUUCCUCACCUCGCUUCUGCAGCUACCAGAAAGUUUGAUUUUGAUAUUGGCUGGGUCAGAGCUAAUCCUGACAAUGCUUUCGAGCGCCCAGUCAUUGGCAUCAAUGGCAAGUGGCCAAUCCCUACAAUCGAGGUUGACAUUGGUGAUCGGGUCAUCAUCAAUGCUCACAAUAACCUGGGCAAUCAAUCAACUUCUCUGCAUUUUCAUGGUCUCUACAUGAACGGCACUACUCAUAUGGAUGGCCCUGCCGGCGUCAGUCAAUGUCCAAUUGUUCCUGGAACCAGCUUCACUUAUAACUUCACUGUAAGGAUGCUCAAGAUCCCCUCUCUACCUCUCAAGAUUCAAUUAACAUAUCCACCACAGGUCGAGCAACCAGGUACCUAUUGGUAUCACAGUCACACUGCUGCUCAAUACCCUGACGGUCUACGUGCUCCCUUCAUUGUUCACGAUAAAGAUUUCCCCUACAAGGAUAAGUACGAUGAAGAGGUUAUCUUUUCUCUUUCUGAUUGGUAUCAUGACGAGAUGCGAUCCAUGAUUCCCAAGUUCAUGAGCAAGGCCAACCCUUCAGGUGCAGAGCCCGUGCCCAACAAUGCCUUGAUGAACGAAACCACCAACUUCACCAUGUCUGUCAAGCCCGAGACAACCUAUCUGUUCCGUACCAUCAACAUAGGUGCCUUUGCUGGCCAGUAUCUCUGGUUUGAGGGUCACAAGAUGCGCAUUGUCGAAGUCGAUGGUAUCUAUACCGAAGAGGCUGAGGCAGAGAUGAUCUACAUCUCGGCUGCUCAGCGUGUCAGCUUUUUGCUCACCACCAAAAAGGACACUUCCAAGAACUUCCCAAUUGUCGCCAGCAUGGAUACCACUCUUUUUGAUGUCCUGCCCCCGGAUCUGAACUACAAUGCCACCGGCUGGCUCGUCUAUGAUGAAAAGGCCGACAAGCCAGACGCCGCUACUGUUGACGCUUUGGAACCUCACGAUGACAUGAAGCUUGUUCCAUACGACAAGAUGGGCAUUCUUGGAAAGCCUGACCAGGAGUUUACUCUUGAUGUCAAGAUGGAAAACCUCAAGGAUGGUGCCAACUACGCCUGGUUCAACAAUAUUACCUACGUCGAGGCCAAGGUUCCCACCCUGUAUACCGCCCUCAGCGCAGGCAAGGACGCCGAAGACCCAAGUGUUUAUGGCACUUACACACACUCCAUGGUCCUGAAGAAGAACGAGAUCGUACAAAUUGUCGUGAACAAUCUCGAUUCUGGUCGUCACCCUUUCCAUCUUCACGGACACGCAUUCCAAUCCAUCUACCGUUCCGAAGAGGAGGCUGGUAUUUGGGCCGAUGCCAACGUUACUGAGGCUGAUUUGCCCAAAACUCCUAUGCGACGUGAUACUCUUGUCAUCUAUCCCAACGGUAACAUUGUUAUGCGUUUCAAGGCCGACAAUCCAGGUGUUUGGUUGUUCCAUUGCCACAUUGAAUGGCACGUAGUGUCUGGUCUCAUUGCCACUUUCGUUGAAGACCCUCUUACUCUUCAAGAGACCAUCCAGCUUCCUAAGAACCACCUGGAUGCCUGUGCCGCUGCUGAUAUGCCUACCAAGGGGAAUGCGGCUGCUAAUACCGAGAACUUCCUUGAUCUUACUGACGAGAAUAGACCUGCCAAGGCUCUGCCUGCUGGAUUUACUCCUCGUGGUAUCGUCGCUCUUGUCUUCAGCUGUAUCUGCGGUAUCCUGGGUGUAGCCGUCGUGGCAUGGUAUGGAUUUUCUGCAUCGAUCGACCCAACCAGUGCCGGCGCUCUCAGCGCUGGUAUCGUUGAUGGCAGUGACUCAGGCGACGGCAAUCCUGCUCAUAAGGGACCUCAAGAGACAGUUGUUUCCCCUUCAGGUGAUGCGAGAAGUCACUGA
Fusarium musae is the source of this 1932-nucleotide messenger RNA. RefSeq names its product ferroxidase fet3 (gene FET3). NCBI's taxonomy places the organism in Eukaryota, Fungi, Ascomycota, Sordariomycetes, Hypocreales, Nectriaceae. Gene Ontology annotation, biological process: reductive iron assimilation; cellular response to iron ion starvation. The coding region runs from base 1 to 1932 and encodes 643 amino acids. Gene Ontology annotation, cellular component: high-affinity iron permease complex. The transcript is spliced from 4 exons. Gene Ontology annotation, molecular function: ferroxidase activity; copper ion binding. The record is from RefSeq and is a predicted model, not a curated record.